Messenger RNA from Salmo salar (Atlantic salmon), 4869 nucleotides. The record is from RefSeq and is a predicted model, not a curated record. Lineage: Eukaryota; Metazoa; Chordata; Actinopteri; Salmoniformes; Salmonidae.
UCUCAAACACAGGGCUCAACUUACAUAUCUCUCAAACACAGGGCUCAACUUACAUAUCUCUCAAACACAGGGCUCAACUUACAUAUCUCUCAAACACAGGGCUCAACUUACAUAUCUCUCAAACACAGGGCUCAACUACAUAUCUCUCAAACACAGGGCUCAACUUAGAUAUCUCUCAAACACAGGGCUCAACUUACAGAUCUCUCAAACACAGGGCUCAAAUCACAGAUCUCUCAAACACAGGGCUCAAAUCACAGAUCUCUCAAACACAGGGCUCGGCUCAAAGGUCUCUCAAACACAGGGCUCAACUCACAGGUCUCCUCUCAAACACAGGGCUCAACUCACAGGUCUCCUCUCAAACACAGGGCUCAACUCACAGGUCUCCUCUCAAACACAGGACUCAACUCACAGGUCUCCUCUCAAACACAGUGCUCAACUCACAGGUCUCCUCUCAAACACAGGGCUCAACUCACAGGUCUCUUCUCAAACACAGGACUCAACUCACAGGUCUCCUCUCAAACACAGGGCUCAACUCACAGGUCUCUUCUCAAACACAGGACUCAACUCACAGGUCUCCUCUCAAACACAGGGCUCAACUCACAGGUUUCCUAUCAAACACAGGGCUCAACUCACAGAUCUCUCAAGCACAUAUCUCUCAAACACAGGGCUAAAUUCACAGAUCUCUCAAACACAGGGGUAAACUCACAGAUCUCUCAAACACAGGGCUCAACUCAGGAUACCAGUCCGAGGAAAUAAGUUCAUAGUUUAGGUAAUGUUUUGUUCUGUUAAUCAGUGAUAAUGGUAUACCUGGAAAAAAAGCACAUACUGUAAGGGCAAAAUCAUUUCAACCCUCAAGGUAAAAUCCUAUAAAUCUAGAUGAUGGUAGCCUAAAUCUACUCUGAUGCAAUCAACUGUGGUAAUGUCUUACAGUAAUAGGUCUAACAGGUCACACUACGUCUGUUAUAUCAGGUUCACCUCACAGCGUUACAGUACUGAGUACUCCCUGUAUUACUCAGAAACUCACUCAUGAAUAAUUAGAAUAGAGAGUCCCUUUGGAAUGGACUUUAGACUGAGUGGUCCCUGUUCCUUCAGACGGAGUGGUCCCUGUUCCUUCAGACGGAGUAGUCCCUGUUCCUUCGGACGGAGUGGUCCCUGUUCCUUCGGACGGAGUGGUCCCUGUUCCUUCGGACGGAGUGGUCCCUGUUCCUUCGGACGGAGUGGUCCCUGUUCCUUCGGACGGAGUAGUCCCUGUUCCUUCGGACGGAGUGGUCCCUGUUCCUUUGGACGGAGUGGUCCCUGUUCCUUCGGACGGAGCGGUCCCUGUUCCUUCGGACGGAGCGGUCCCUGUUCCUUUAGACGGAGUGGUCCCUGUUCCUUUAGACGGAGUGGUCCCUGUUCCUUUAGACGGAGUGCUCCCUGUUCCUUUAGACGGAGUGGUCCCUGUUCCUUCGGACGGAGCGGUCCCUGUUCCUUCGGACGGAGCGGUCCCUGUUCCUUCGGACGGAGCGGUCCCUGUUCCUUCAGACUGAGUCGUCCCUGUUUUGUGUGGGGUCUUAUUAAAGGAGUACAGCCAGCCCCUAGCCCUGAUAUGGCUAGCUUAGGAUGUCAUAGACAGCUACACUCUUAGGGGGAAAAAAAGGUUCCAAAAGUUUUAUUUGGCUGUCCCCAUAGAAGAACCAAUCAGCAGCAGUGGGGUGGCUUAAUAACUGGGACUUUAGAGCUGACCUAUCCCCUCAGUGUUAGUUCACGGUGUUCUCUGCAAGAGGUAGGAGGGGGCAGGCAGCAAGAGCCUCAACACUUUACCUCCCACUAUCCACCCUGCUCAACGGCUGACAUGACCAGCACUCAGUAGAUAUGAGGACAACAGCAGCAUCCUGAGCUGACAAAGAAACACUUCAUGGAAGGAACAAGAGGCUGGCCCUCUGAUCAGCAGUACUUCCUUAAGAUGCACCUCCCCAGGAUCAAGAAGAGAACCCAGUCACCCCACAGAGAGACCGUUUCCCCUGUCCUCUCAUACUACUCAGAGCCAGCCUACCUGCAGCACCGUAAGGAUGUGACUAGAGAUCUGGCCCCGCUGCCUGGUGGAACGAGAAGAGGAGCGCUGGAGGAGGAAGACCAGGAAGAGACGCUGAGCCUACGGAGCAUGCCCAGUAUGAGAAGCACCCUGAGUCACGCCUCAAAGGUGAAAAGGUCACGGGGGUUCCCGAAGAGACACACCAUCCCCGAGCUCAGACUGCCCCCUGUUACUAAGAUUCAUCCUGACCCCAGAGCCAGUCUGGAAUUGAGGGGAACUGGCUACCUGGGAUGUUCCAGACUUCCACCCAUCAUCAAAUCUACCAGAACCCAUGAGCCUCUGCACCAGGAGAGACCCCCAGGUCCAGCUGGGUACAGGCCUGAGAAGAAGGGAGAUGUCACCCCUGGACUUCCAGAGAAGGAGGCUGUUGGUCUGAAGAAGCAGGGAGACAUUCCCCCUGGACUUCCAGAGAAGGAGGCUGUUGGUCUGAAGAAGCAGGGAGAUGUCACCCCUGGACUUCCAGAGAAGGAGGCUGUUGGUCUGAAGAAGCAGGGAGACAUUCCCCCUGGACUUCCAGAGAAGAAGGCUGUUGGUCUGAAGAAGCAGGGAGACAUUCCCCCUGGACUUCCAGAGAAGGAGGCUGUUGGUCUGACGAAGCAGGGAGACAUUCCCCCUGGACUUCCAGAGAAGGAGGCUGUUGGUCUGAAGAAGAGUUUUAAUAAUGAGGACCUCCUCGAAGUACCUGUUGUGACCAUGUCCAAGGUCAUUUCUGAUCAACCUCCACCCAAGACCCAACGCAUCACGUUCCACAGCCCCGUGCUGCAGGCCGUGUACCCUAUCACCCCUAACAAUGAAACACAAACCAGGAAGGCAGAGGAAGAUAGAAAACCCCUGUAUCCCAGAGUCCUCUCUUCUACAUCCACCUGCGCUGUAUCUAACACCAUCGGUCCUGAGAAAGUAUACAGAUUCCAGCCACAUCUUCUGAGAGAUAACCCCCCUCCAUACUCCUCUGAGUGGACCGAUCCAAAGGCUUUAACCCAAGGAAGGACUGAGUGGACUGAACCAAGGGCUCCAACCCAGGGGAGGAGAGAGAUGCUGUUGAUCAGACUGAGCAUCACAUGGUCCAAAGCCGAGAACAGCAGCAACCUGAGACAGCCACAGUCCCAGUCUCAGCUCCAGCGUUGCCCCAUCCGUCCUCUGAAACCAGCCCUGAGAAGACUGCCCAUUUCCAACACAAGGAGGCUGAGGGACUGGGGGAGACGGGGGACGACGUUGGGGUGUCUGUGGGAGGAGGAGGAGGGGUGUGUCCCACCCCCGGUCCCAGUCCAGCCUGGGUUACUGGAACCCUUUACAGGGUUCAAAGAGCACCUCUGUCGCCAGCUUCUCCACUCCCCCACCCCCCUGGCCCAGCUUCUGGAGAAGGCCUCCGAGGUAGACCAUAUAGACAGACAGGCAGACAGACAGGCAGACAGACCAGUAGAUAGACAGAUAAUGUCCCAGGUUCCUCAGGUGCAUACCCUCCAGACCCCCUGCAGUACUCUACCAGCCCAUACCGUGCAGCUGUCUGGAUCUCAGGGUCCAGGAGGGGCUCUGCCCAGAAUCACCAUGACCAGACCAACUCCUUCCCCCAAACUCCCCCUCCUUCAGUCACACAAUAAGAACAGGCAUGCAGCAUAGAUAGAUAGAUAGAUAGAUAGAUAGAUAGAUAGAUAGAUAGAUAGAUAGAUAGAUAGAUAGAUAGAUAGAUAGAUAGAUAGAUAGAUAGAUAGAUAGAUAGAUAGAUAGAUAGAUAGUCUAUUUUACAUGGAACUGUCAACCUACAGUGGUGUUCUAACUCGAAACCAUCAAUCUACAGGCCUGUUCUAACAUGGAACCGUCACUCUACAGGCCUGUUCUACCAUGGAACCGUCACGCUACAGGCCUGUUCUACCAUGGAACCGUCACUCUACAGGCCUGUUCUACCAUGGAACCGUCACUCUACAGGCCUGUUCUUACAUGGAACCGUCACUCUACAGGCCUGUUCUACCAUGGAACCGUCACUCUACAGGCCUGUUCUAUCAUGGAACCGUCACUCUACAGGCCUGUUCUACCAUGGAACCUUCACUUUACAGGCCUGUUCUACCAUGGAACCGUCACUCUACAGGCCUGUUCUACCAAUUAACCGUCACUCUACAGGCCUGUUCUACCAUGGAACCAUCACUCUACAGGCCUGUUCUACCAUGGAACCGUCACUCUACAGGCCUGUUCUACCAUGGAACCUUCAAUCUACAGGCCUGUUCUACCAUGGAACCGUCACUCUACAGGCCUGUUCUACCAUGGAACCGUCACUCUACAGGCCUGUUCUACCAUGGAACCUUCAAUCUUUAGGGGCGCCGAGACACAGCCCUGGGGGACUCUGCCUUCAGCACUGCUAAUAAGGAGGAUAAUUGUUUUAGCUAUACAGGAUUGCUACGGCCUGGUCUGCUGAGACGAGCACAAUCCCAACGUCAAUGACUAUAGAUCAGGCCUUGACUGAGUCCCUAUUUCGUAUAGAGUUGCACUACUUCUGACCAGAGCCCUAUGGGCCCUGUAUAAGGAUAGUGUACUAUUUAGGAGGCAUGCCUCGUCUCUGUGGUGUCUGGACUGACCAUGCUGUGUGUUGUAGUGGUGUGAGAGAGAGUUGUUUGUUAGCUGUGACAAGACUGAAAACUCUGUCAAAUAUAUGUCCUGUGUAGUUAGCUGCUACAUUCUGUUCUCUAUGUGUUGUGUAGUUAGCUGCUACAUUCUGUUCUCUAUGUGUUGUGUAGUUAGCUGCUACAUUGUGUUCUCUAUGUCCUGUGUAGUUAGCUGCUACAUUCUGUUCUCUAUGUCCUGUG